This is a messenger RNA of Cotesia glomerata, 1640 nucleotides long. RefSeq names its product G-protein coupled receptor Mth2-like. Bases 264 to 1586 code for a protein of 440 amino acids. Lineage: Eukaryota; Metazoa; Arthropoda; Insecta; Hymenoptera; Braconidae. The record is from RefSeq and is a predicted model, not a curated record. The transcript is spliced from 2 exons.
UAUCGUCGCGGACGUAUCCUCGUUCCUUCACUUAGCAAAAACAGUCAUCGCAUCUGCAUUAUUUGCAACUGAUAUUUUCUGUUAAAGUUUUAACUGCAGUUAGCAUUGAUCUAUCGAAUGAACCGAGUAGAAACAACUUUCAUUCGUAGAACUCAGCUCGAAUUCCCAGUAGAACAAGUGAACUGUCAAUGUAAAGGUGCAUGUACUCUGCUAUGCGUACUGUGUUGUACAUAAGUUGCGGGCUCCAGUGACAGCUAGCCAUCAUGUAUUCGAUUGUUCUAGCAGUCAUUUUACUUAUUGUAUGCAGUUCCGUGGGUUUCGCAAACUCGGCCACAAUCCCACUAAAUAAGUGCUGUGACAAUGGAUACAUGCUGAACGAAACCCUCCAGUGUGUUACUAAAACCAACCACUCUAGUUUUAGUCCGAUAAAUGAAACGAAACUUGAUAUUACACAAUCCAUUAAUCAGACUCAAAUUUCAACUGAUAUUUGCAUCGCCGCUUUCAGAAACAACAAUUCUCCAACUUGCAUCGAUUAUCUCAGCAACGGAACUGCAGUAACAUUAAUUUGUCCGAAAAAUCACUACUACAUCAAUAAUUCCACUGACAAUGAAACAGAAACUUCUUCUAAAAAAUGUGAUAGCAUUUUAAAAAUCCUAGAUUUCUGGGGAGCCUCUAUCGUCGUUUUAGCAACAAUCAUCUAUUCAAUACCAUACUUAAUAGUCAUAAUCGUUUACUGCUUGUGUAGCGAUUCCUUGGAUCGCGCUUACGACAGAUCAGUGAUUUGCUUCAACAUUUCUUACUUAACACUGAAUAUUCUUCUGACGACAAUUGGGUUCCUUGAACUCUGUCACCAUAGACUGGAUGAAUACGUCUACGGAAUACUGGGUCUGAGCGUCCUCUACUUGAUUCAGACGUCAGUGAUGUGGCUGUUCGUAAUCUGCUAUGACAUGACUCUUGCGAUCACGCGGUUUCGGUGGGUGCCCGACAGCAGUAAGAACAAAAAAACCGACGAGCGUAAAAAGUUUAUCAUUUAUUCAGCGGCAGUGUGGGGAGUAGCGCUGGUUCCGAUGACAAUUGCUGCUGUCAUGGAGUUCAACACUUGGCUUCCAAAAAACUCGGUCUACAGGCCGAAUUACUCAAGCUUCCAUGGGCAGCACAAGUAUCUGCGUGCAUACAGUUUGACGCUUCCGGUGUUGAUGUUGCUGGCCAAUUCACUGCUCUUUGUAUACACGACGUACAAAAUGAUUAAGAUCCGCAGCAACAAGGCGCUCGCUGAUCACAACAGGACUAAAAAUGUUAAAGAAAAGUAUGUGGUUUAUUUGAAGCUUUAUAUUCUGAUGGACGCUCCUUGGCUAUCUGGAGCGCUGUCGGCAAUCUAUCCAAAUCUUUGGAUCUUGAAGUUUAUCAGGAUAAUACAACCGAUUUUGAUGCUGAUUGUUAUUUUGCCGAAACAACAGAAAGAAUUAUUCGUUCGCUUUUUUAAAACUUGUUGGGGUAAAAGUAAUAAUUGCGGGUUUGACAAGUGUAAGAAAGGGUCAAAAAAGCGAGGAAAUGAAAAUGAACUAGUAGUACAGCUAAAUAAUUAGGAGAACUUGUACAAAUACUGUAAAAUAUAAAUGGGUUGUUUUAACACAUAUGAA